Molecule: messenger RNA, 646 nt
Organism: Lactuca virosa
Lineage: Eukaryota; Viridiplantae; Streptophyta; Magnoliopsida; Asterales; Asteraceae
Source: the annotation of a GenBank genome assembly
UACUAGUCUUCCCUCCAUUUUCGUAAGAGUCUAGGGUUUUACUGGAGUGUUGCCAAACUCAAGAAAUUCUGCAAGCAGCUAAAGUUGAAAAAUGGCGUGGUCGAUUCGGGCUUUCCAUCAAGGUUGCAGAGUUUUGAUGUCAGCCGCCAACAGCUCCGCUACCGCCACCGCCACCGCCGCUGCACCCAAGCGUGGCCGCCCCGCCGGUAUUCUCAAAGUCGUUCCUGUAUCUCAACCUCUUGGAGAGUUUCUCGGCGUCUCUGAAGUUUCUCGAACCGACGCUGUAAAGAAAGUUUGGGGCUACAUCAAGAGUAAUAACCUACAGAACCCAUCGAACAAGAAGGAGAUUUUGUGUGAUGCCAAAUUGAAGACAAUAUUCAAUGGAAAGGACCAAGUUGGAUUCUUGGAGAUUGCUAAGUUAUUGUCCCAGCAUUUUGUCAAGUCUAGCUAGCUGAUGCUGGCAUGGUAAUGAAUGACAAUAAUACCCUUUAUUUCAAAAUGUUACAUGGUUUCUAGGUGGUUUUUGGGUGUUGGUGGAUUCUAGGGUGUGACACUCAAGUCACAACCUUGUGUUUUGUAUGUUAAUGUGCUACAUUUUAAGUUACCAAUGUGGCUUUAAAAAAAAGAUCUAAAACCAAAGGCAUAU